AUGAACAGUCCAUGGUCAUCUGAUAAAGGCCAUGUUGUCAUAGGUUACAUAGACCCGGACCGAGGUGGCUUGUGUUCCUCAACGAGCUCUGGAACUGUCUUGUGUUUUCAGGAGGAGGGUCUGAGGAAAGGUGGCGAGGCCAAGUACGCACACCUGUCUAUGGAGCUGCAUGUCUUCAUAGAGGUGUUUGCCCCCGUGCCCGAGGCUUACCUACGUAUGGCGCACGCCAUGGAGGAAGUCAAGAAGUUCCUGUUUCCUGACAUGAUGGAUGACAUCUGUCAGGAACAGUUCAUGGAGAUGGGUUAUCUGAACGGGGGCCAGGAGCACGGGCCAGGGGCCCCACGAGGCAGAGGAGGACCACCGGGCCCAAGGAGCCGAGGAGGGCCUCCAGGACAACCAGGGGCACCCAGGGGUAGGGGUAUUCCCCAACGUGGAGGUACCACCAGGGGAGGUCCAGCAAGAGGCGGGGUAGCGAGGGGGGCACCAGCAGGAAGAGGAACCCCUGCCAGAGGGGCAACAACGCCCCGAGCCAGACUCGCUGCCCCUGGUGGGCCUCCAAGAACCCUUCCUCCCCCCCACCAACACGCCACAGCACCGGAACAAUAUGAGGAAUAUGCCUAUGAUGAGAGCUACACUGAGCCAGCGUACGAGUCAUACGACAGUUACUACAGUCAGCCACAGGCAGAGCCAGAGUACUACGACUACGGACACGGAGAAACACAGGAAGCCUACGAACCCUAUGCCCAGGACGGCUGGAACGGGACCCAGAGAGCGGCGCCGGGGGGUAAGGCCCCCACUGCCAGAGCGGCUAAGGGCCCUUACCGAGAACACCCCUAUAGACAAUACUGAACUCAUCACCGUGCCAACGCCUAGCGACCAACGCUACCACCGUUAACGCGUUGCACCGACAACCAACCAUCAACCUGUCUACCACGGCAGCUCUUGCUCUAAGCAACCCUCGACAAAAGUAAUUGUCCGUUUUUGGUUUUGGUUUGGAAUUUUCUACACUGGACUUUUAUGAGCUGAAUAUCAGGAUCAUAACUGAUCGAAGCCUAUUUGAUAUUUAAUUCAGACCGUUUUUAAUUAUUUUUUUUGGAUGGGAGGGGGGGGAUUUGACGUUUGAGUUUUCUGUUUUUCUCUCUGACCCUCUGACCCUCUGACCCUGUCUCCCUCUGACCCCGUCUCCCUCUGACCCCGUCUCCCUCUGACCCCGUCUCCCUCUGACCCCGUCUCCCUCUGACCCCGUCUCCCUCUGACCCCGUCUCCCUCUGACCCCGUCUCCCUCUGACCCCGUCUCCCUCUGACCCGGUCUCCCUCUUGGCUUUUCUUUUGCGCUGUUGACCUUUUUUUACGGGUUUUUUAUUUUGAAUGUUUGGAUUUAAACUCACUUCUAGUGGAGUUAGACGACUUGUUGUUGUCGCCUUUUAAAGGGACAUUUCAAAAAGGCUCUACGUCGUAUUCAUCAUCUCCAGUUCAACAUAUGUGAACAUGGUACGUUUCUACGUUUUUGUAAGUUUAAAAAAAAUACAACUGUUUCCGAUCACGACGUCUGUGUGCAACUAAUUGGUUGAUGUUAUUGGAAACUGUUAUCUUAUUUUCACAAGUUGAUGUUGGUUCUGGAGAUGAUGAAUAUGAAGUAGAACCAUUCAUUAUUUUGUUUAAAACUAUUCAUUUGAGGGACAGUUGCAGAUUCCCAUUUAGGCUACAUUUUCAAAGAUUUAUUUUUAUUUUUUUAAAUAUAGGAAAGUAAAAGAAACGUAAACACUGUUAUGUAAUAUAGACCAAACAUAAAACGCCAAGUCAAAGGAAACAGGAAAAACAAACAAAUGUUUAAUGGAAUUUGAUUUAGUAAUCCCAUUUGUUUUAAAUAGUUUUUAAUUAAAAGUUGGCAAUGUAGACUUUUUUUACAUAAUGAAAUUUUCUCAUUGUACAUUUAGAGUUUUGAAAUAUAGGCCUGAUUAUCCCCUGUUGAGAUGGACUGUCCUCACAUACUACUUUUUUUGGUAUUUUUGAUUAAAGUUGAUUCAACAAUAAAUUCAUUUUUAUUAUGUC
Messenger RNA from Oncorhynchus gorbuscha (pink salmon), 2052 nucleotides. RefSeq names its product KH domain containing, RNA binding, signal transduction associated 1b (gene khdrbs1b). The coding region runs from base 1 to 849 and encodes 282 amino acids. Gene Ontology annotation, molecular function: poly(A) binding; mRNA binding. The transcript has 6 exons. Gene Ontology annotation, biological process: regulation of alternative mRNA splicing, via spliceosome. NCBI's taxonomy places the organism in Eukaryota, Metazoa, Chordata, Actinopteri, Salmoniformes, Salmonidae. Gene Ontology annotation, cellular component: nucleus. The record is from RefSeq and is a predicted model, not a curated record.